AUGCCUACUCCGGAUUAUGAGAAAAACAUCCUACCGCAGUGCCAAGGCGUUGCAUCCAUCGCAAAGGAACAGAAUGCAGCAUUCACCCAAUACUACUUGAACAAAGGCCAGGUCGUCUACCACAAUGUUCCUGGGGAACAACGCCUUGACGACUUGUACGGUCAAUUGACAAGCUUGGCCACUCCGCUCGGGAAUGUAACACCGGACAAGCAAAAGAAAGCCGGAAUCAUAAGUGCCCUCGAUCGAUAUGACUCGAAGAAAGUCCGCGCAGGGAUUGAGCUUGUGGAAGCCAUGGGCCGAUCGACGCAGCCCAAAUCUCCCAAGGACGCUGCGAAUUGGUUUGGUGAAACCCAAGUCAUUCUCAAUGGCCGUGUCAAGGCUCUACGGGAAACGCUCGCGAUCUGGAAUCCAUAG
This is a messenger RNA of Fusarium poae, 414 nucleotides long. RefSeq lists its product as uncharacterized. The record is from RefSeq and is a predicted model, not a curated record. The transcript has a single exon. Bases 1 to 414 code for a protein of 137 amino acids. NCBI's taxonomy places the organism in Eukaryota, Fungi, Ascomycota, Sordariomycetes, Hypocreales, Nectriaceae.